AUUGAACCAAAAUAGCCGAUGAGUUAUAUUUAGACUGAGGGCGAGAAGCACAGCUAGCUUGUUAGCUUUAGCCCUAGCUUUAGUGCAAAUGCUCAGUGCUCAGUUUCACAAAAUAAACUGACUUUCGGCUUUUUGCAAUGACUAUUUUUCACGUUUGCAAUCCAGCUCGUUAUAAACUCCCUGGAGUGUGUAGUUUAAAUGCAGCAUGUGGUUCAGUGCUGAGAUACAUCUAGAUCAGACCAGAGCGUGACCAUGGAUGAGGAGGACAGCCAGGAUGAGAUGAUCAACAGGAACGUGUCCCACGGGAAAGGGAAGAGACCUGCCAUGUCCAUCAUCUCUGACGACGAGGACGACUCGGCAGAUGAGAGGGAAUCAGAAGACGGAGAAACAGGCAGCGAGGAAGAGGAUGAUGACCAAGAGGAAGUCCUUGAUGAAGAGGAGGAGGAGGAGGAGGAAGAGGAUGAAAGUGAAGAUGAGGACUCUGCUAAGGUGCUGGGAGGAGCUGUAGGGGGUGUUGCUGUGGAUGCGGCGGGUCUGAGCUCAGACGAGGACUCGGAGAAAUGCCCCGUCUGUCUGAACUCAUUCCACGAGCAGCCCGUGGCCACGCCGGAGUCCUGCAACCACUACUUCUGUCUGGACUGCAUCCUGGAGUGGUCAAACAAUGCCAACUCUUGUCCUGUGGACCGGAUAGUCUUCAAUAACAUUCUCCUGAGAAAGUGCUACGGUGGGAAAGUUCAGAAAACAAUUGCGGUGAAGAAGCCUGUAAGACCUGGGGAGGAGCAGGAGGAUGUGGACUUGGAUCAGACCAGCUGUGAGAUUUGCGGGGGUCGAGACCGUGAAGAUCGUCUCCUGCUCUGCGAUGGAUGUGACGCUGGGUAUCACAUGGAGUGCCUCACACCGCCGCUGGACGCUGUGCCUGUAGAGGAAUGGUUCUGCCCAGAGUGCAUCGCCAACAACCGCACAUCAGGUUCUGAACAAAUCAGUGAGGAGGAGAGCAGCUCUGUCCCCACCACCAGCCAUCCCCGGUCCAGACCCACCCGUGCCAUCGCACGCACCCAGCACAGCGAACGAGUUCGGGCCAACGUCAACAGACGGCGCAUCACACAGGCACGCACUGCAGCGCAGCUCGCUCCCAGAUAUAUGAUGCAGUCCACAUGGUUGGACGAGACCAUCAAUGCUGUAGUGGCCGGACUCAACACGGCUGUUUAUGUGCGAGACUUGACCCCUCGCUCCAAACCCCACCGGAGGAGAAAGACCGUUAAAAGAAGGAAAACCAAAAGCAAAUCCUCAGCAACCUCAGGGGGAAAAACAAACAUGGGAGUCAAGAGACGGAAACGCAAAGUGAGGAAGUCAAAAUCCAGAAGAAAACUGGUCCUAAAGAAGGGAACCAAUUCCCGAGGUCGUAUUGCACGGAGUUUAGGCAUUAAGAAGCCCAAGUCUGGCUCCAUGAUUCCUUCAGUUUAUCGGCCUUCAGAGUACAGUUUAGGAAGCAUGCGUGCAGAAAUUGGAGCAGCCUCGCUCUCAGUGUAUGGAGAUCCCUUUGACCUGGACCCCUUUGACGAUAGGGAAGAUGAGAUUCAAGUCCCAACACCAGCCUCUGUUUUGGAUGCUAAACGCCGUGGCCUUUCCCGUUCUGCCUUGCGUUCCCAUCAGCCUGUGGCCAGACCCAUAUCUGCAGGACUCUCCAGGGGAGGUGUGAGUGUCCCAGAGGAAGCCCCUGUAUCAGAUCUGCUGGGAAGCAUCCUCAGUGGUCAAAGCAUGCUCCUCAUGGACAGUUCAGAUGUGGUCAUCAACAGAGAUGGUUCCCUCAAAGCAACCAAAGGUGUGUCCCUGUCCUUGCCAAGAAACACUUCCCCUAGAGGUUCAAGCUUAGAGGAAACAGGGAACACCCCAAACUCAGAAACAAGUCUCAUUCAACCCUCUGGAGGGGCUGGUCCUUCCUCCAGCCCAUUGAGGAGGCCCCCACCAGCACACAGCUCUCCUGGGUCCUGUUCCACACCACAGAAUCCUAUGUCUCCACUCUCCCCUCAUCUUCCUCACUCUCACCUGUCUCCCUUGGGACAUCCCCGAUUGCAUCAGGGAGCUCCUCAUAGGCCUGUCACCCUACACCCACCUAGACCUGGGAAUAGCCACUUGAGCACCAAUGGGAUUAGAAGUCAACCCCUCUCAAGGAUGCCAAAUGGCCCUUCUGAUUCUCCCCAUCAAGACAAGGAUGGUCCUGUCAGACAACCACCUGUCAAAAAGCCCCCUCCUAAGCCUGUAUGGGUGGAUGUUUCUGUAUUGCCAAGAAUACCAAAAAUUAAAAGGGACAGUAUCUCCAGUGCAAAUAGUAGCAGUAGCAGUACUUUGCCUGGGUCUUCAGCAAACAGCUUAGCAGGCAAUACAGGUAGAGAACAUACCAUUGACCAACAAGGUACAGGUGCGAGUCAGCAAAACAGGACGGUGGAUUCUCAGAGGCAAAGAGCAGAUCGAACUGGUACUUCAUCAUCAUCAUUUUCCAGCUCUUUCACCUCUUCUACAUCAUCUUUUAGUGCCUCUUCAAACUCGUGUCCCUCUUCUUCUUCUGUCAGUUUCCGUAUAAAUGCUAGCGGAAACCCCUGGCAAGCACGGCGACUUCCUGCAUCAGGAGGGACUCUGCCUGGAGGUGAUGAGGAAUCAAUAAAGAGGAAUAAUAAAAGCAAACAGAUGCUGUUGUCUUUAAAAGCAAAAGCCAAAGAGGAGAAAAGUGAGAUCUAUGAUCCCUUUAACCCUACGGGGUCUGAUUCCUCUGAUAAUGAAUCAGAAAAUGAGGGUCCUGAUGUUGGCGUCCAACAUGGUGGACCUCGGGUGCCAAUUGAAGCCAGUGAGGAUGCCUGUCAUCCAAUCAAAUCUGAGCCUCUGGAUGUACACUCUGAUACAGAGAGAGGCUUGGAAAUGUGUGCAGAAGUUAAAACAGAGCCAGAAUAUUUGUGGGACAGACCAUGCAAUGAAUCUCCACAUCAUUCAGACACAAUGCAUAGUCCAUAUCCCUCAGGAGGUCCUGCUUUGGAUUCAACUAGAUGCGAAGCAGGCAUGGAUACUGGAAGUGGUGGAUCUCCAGGAAGCCCUUUUAAGAAAACUGAAGAGCACUCCAGAUCAAGCUCGUCAUGCAGUGAAAUAAAUGUUAAAGUGGAGGUGAAGUCUGAACCGGAGACUGGACCUCCACCCAUCAGGCCCCAAUCAAAGUCACUGCAAGAGUCUCAAGCCAAUCUAAAACAAGCUUAUAAAGGAAAUGGGGUGUGUAAAGAGCUACCUUCAGUCAGUGGUGCUUUUAAUUCUUCUAACACAGCUAAAGAAAAGGAGGAAAGCCCUCAGAAGGCCCAGUCCAAGGAUAGGAAGUGGCCACCAUUAAACUCGCAAAGCCUUUCAUCUAAAGACUCCCAUAAAAAGAAACACUCAAAGUUAAAAGAAAAGAGAAGGUCACGCUCAAGGUCAAGGGAUCGGCGGAGAUCGAAAGAGAGACCGCGUUCCCGCUCAAGAUCAAAAGAAAGGCGACGUCCGCGAUCAAGAGACCGGAGGUGUUCCUCGAGUUCCAGCAGCAGAGAAAGGAAGACCGGUGGGAGAAGAGUGAGUCGCGAGAGGAAUGAUAGCCGAGGGAGAGAAAGACAUCAUAAGAAGAGGUCUAAAGAAAGAAGGCACUCCCGAUCUCGUUCAUUUUCUAAAUCAAGAUCCAGAGAAAGGAGGAGAACAUCAAAGGAUCAAGGUGAGACUAGGCUUAAGAGGCAGAAGUCAAGAUCAACAUCUAGGGAGCGUAAACGGCGGGAGGAUCGAUCCGAGAUCUCUCUGCAUACAGAAAGGAGUUCCCAUAAGUCUACAGAGUCCAUGUCCACUGAAUUACAUGAGCCUGCUCUUCGUGCAAAAAAGACCACAACGCCUGGGAAGACACAGAGAGAUGCGAGACCACAUGAGUGUGAGACAACUGUUGCGUUACCAUCAGUUAAAGUUGAGAUCAAGGCUCAUGGACUUGUGUCAUCAAGUCAUGAUGACCACACCAGAACACUUGAAGAAAGCAUGGAUGAUGUUUCACUUGAGCUGCUUAAUCCUAAUGAAAUUAAACAGGAGGAACCUUGGCUCUCGGGUUCUUGCAAGGAGUUGAAAGACAUCAAAAAGGAGGAGGAAAUCUGUCUCAACUUGCAUGGAAAAUUAGAUGGCAUUAAAGAGAUUGAGAAAGAAGAGGUGACAUCUUUAGCCGUCUUCAGCAUGGAAUCACCAAAUGUUAAUGAAAUUAAAUCCGACAGUGCUGAUUUAGAGAAGAGCCAUUCUUGUUUACAGGAUGAGAUGAAAGGGCAAGAAAUGGUUGUUGAGACAAAAACAAUAAAAAUUGAAAAAAUAUGGCCUGAUGAAGAUGAUUCACCAAGCUGCAGUGAAAACCCUCUCGUCAUCAGUUUUGAAGUGCCUGACAUAGAUUCAGUGAACUGUAAAAAGAAACCCACUGAGUCUUAUCAUACACCACCUUUGGUGGAGGACAUGGAGAUGUCACCUCUUCGGCCGCCCGACCUGCCAAUUAAGCAAGAACCUGUUCUUUCCUCUGAUGAAGAUAUCAGUGUUGAUUACUUGAUUGAUAAUUUAGACUUCAUUAAGAAGGAAAUGAGUGAGAGCUCUGUGGCCGACUCAACAGAAGCUGUCGAUCCACAGUCUGCCAUCCCAGAGGCUCCAGCAGAGAAAAAACAAAUUACUGAAACAGUUACACCUGGUGCAAAGUCUAAAUCGCAGGGAAAACGAGUUACCUGGAAUUUGCAGGAACCAGUAGAACCCCAGUCUGAGAAAUUAAGCAAACUUGCACUCUUCAAAUUAAAACUCAAGCAAGAAGGAUCGCGAAGGUCUGCUACAAUCCCACAUAACCAGGAUAAAGCUUCAUCUCAGGCUGAACCAAAACUUAUGGCAUCAGCCUCCAGCCUUCCUUCCCAAGAUGAAUCCAUCAAACCAAAAUCCCGCAAAGACGUUAUACACGACCCCAAUCAGACCGAGAAGUACAUGAAGAAACUUCAUAUGCAAGAGCGAGCAAUAGAGGAGGUCAAACUGGCCAUAAAACCCUUCUACCAGAAAAGAGACAUCACGAAGGAAGAGUACAAAGAGAUUUUGCGCAAAGCCGUCCAGAAGGUGUGUCAUAGCAAGAGUGGGGAGAUCAACCCGGUGAAAGUAGCCAACUUGGUCAAAGCCUAUGUGGAUAAGUAUAAACAUGCAAGAAAACACAAGAAAGAGGAAUGUGGGCAAAUCCAGCAUGCAGACGUCCCAAAAGACACCCAAUCCCCAAUGUGAGGCCGAGGGUAACGGCUACAUAUUUUUCAGAUGGUAUCUUACACUUAAUGGUGAUCAACAGUAGAUUUCGAUGAUUUUUUGUUUUAAUUCUGUGCAUUUCUAAGACAUGGGAAACUCUUAAGGGCUCAAAAUCUUGUCAUCAGUUAUCAAAUUAACCUGUUUGAAUGUUUGUAUGUUUUCUUUUGAAUCUAAAGAUCAUCUGGAAAUGUCCAGAUCCAGAAUGGGUUACAAAUCUUUGUUUGCCACUGUUCAAACCUGCUAUUUUAAGAUGAUACGAUGAAGUUGUCAGACAGGCUCUUGCAUUGUCAGACGUGUGUGUGCAUGUAUACGUCAUAUACACACACACAAUACUCUUGAUCCUGUAGUUCCACCAUGAAUAAUUGACACUGGAGAGAAUAGUAAUUGUUUUGUGGUUAAUGAGAAUAAAAGCAUUUAGUUGAGGAACAA
Carassius carassius (crucian carp) is the source of this 5724-nucleotide messenger RNA. Its product is annotated as PHD and RING finger domain-containing protein 1-like. The record is from RefSeq and is a predicted model, not a curated record. Bases 253 to 5277 code for a protein of 1674 amino acids. The transcript has 18 exons. NCBI's taxonomy places the organism in Eukaryota, Metazoa, Chordata, Actinopteri, Cypriniformes, Cyprinidae.